GCAUAGGUUGUGCUUGGGAAACGCGAAGAACAGAGAAUAUUUUUCAGUAUAUUUGUAAAAAAAAAAAAAAAAAAAAAAAGAGAUAAAAUCUUGUUCGGGUUUAACUUUGGACGCUUUUAACGAUUGUUAAAGCUGAGAUUGCCAUGAAAUUCCAUCUAGAACAACACCUGAGCCAAAGAACGAUUCCAGUUUUACAGUCUGUCAGCAACCUAGUAUGGAUAUAUUGCUAGACAUUCCAGAGGAUUAUGAAGAAAGAAAAGAGUCAGUGAUGAGCAACAUGCACAAUUCUGUAAACGACCAGUUAGCUGCACAACAACAGACUGUCCAAUACUUGGAUCCUGUAUUUGAUGGCUCAUCAUUGAAUGACAAGGUACCCAGUGAGACCAGUUGCGAAAUACUUAAUCAGUGCUCAUCCCUGGGAUUUAAUGAUUCUACUGAGGUUUGCUUUCCAGCACAGACUAAAACUACAGAGCAGACAUAUUUUCCCAAAAGCCCAUGUUUGUCGAAUGAGUGGGGAUUUAAUAUAGAGGAGCAGGCAACAAAUUUGAAAGAACACAUGUGUUGUGUUUCUGUUAACAAAUCAAACAGUAAUGGGGAUGAAAAAGGUUUCUCAUUUUUGAGACAAGCUCAUCAUAGUUCUCAUAGAACGUCCAAAGUACAUGAACAAUCUUGUAAAAAUGUCAGUCCUGAUAAAUGUAUGGAAAGCCCAAAUAAGAGCUGUACAGACAACAAUGCAACCUCCUACAGACAUAUCAGCAUGCCUGGUCAUCAUUUGAAGUUUGAAACCAUCUCUGCUGAACCAAACCCUGUAUAUUUAUCUACCUCUGAUAGUCAACAUGAUAACAGUGAAAAAGACAAUUCUCCAACGCUCACCUCUUUGGAGCAUUUUCAACCAUCAUUGGAAAUCACAAGUACUUGGACAAAGAGUGAAGAGUGUAAUCCAUUGUCUGAAAAAGAGGAAUCCAUCACCAACAAAACAAAGCCGAAGUGUAUGCCAAUAAAUCCACCCCUUCUAACCACUGCCACUCACAGUUCUUGCAAAGUGGUGAGGAAAAUAGAAAAUGGAGGGGCACAUAUGUUGUAUGACACACCUUCCUGUAGCCAAAGUUACUCUUCAUGUGAGCUUUCAUCAUUUGAUACACACAAUACCUCACUGAGAAGUAACAGUGACAGAGAGACAGAUUAUGGCCAAAUUACUCAAAAAAUUCUGAAUACUGUAGAGGUCUAUGAUGAUAGUUCUGCUCAUUAUAAUUUCCUGGGCCAAUUACAGUCUUUGACUGAGACAGAAGUAAACAGCGUUUCCACCUUAGAGAACGCAAGUAAAGAGAGAAAAUCUGAAAAUAACUUCACGAGUCCACAAACACCUGCUGAUUUCCUUGAGGAAGAAACAGCCCAAGUAGAUCCCUACAAGGACAAUUUAACUCCCUUUGCAAAGAUUGAACAUGAAAUUGAUUCCAGUGGUGAGACAUCCUUUGUAAAUAGCAGUAACAUCGGUACUCCUGUUACAAUGAAAAAAAGUACUCCUUUGCACUCCUUACAAAAAAGAAAACUACUGAAAAUGACCAACGUGCCAUCAACAAUUCAGGAAGCUUCUAAGAGCAUAACUGAUAAUUCUGGGAAAGAUUUGAAAAAGAUCAAAAUAAAGGCAGUAAAAAAAUAUUUACGAGACAGACGUGCAGAUAGAUGUCAGAAAAGCGGGAAGGUCACAAAUCCAGCUUCACUUACUAAUUAUGGAUGGAAUAGGUGUGUGAAGUCAAGUCAAAUGUUCAGGCAUCACAUUGACCAGGUAUUCAAGGUGUCUUCAGGUCCACAGCCAAAUAAUUUUCAAAAGGGGUCACAAAAUAUGAACAGAUUAUUGGGUUGUUUUAAAGACUCUUUAAAGACUGAAAUACAUAAUGAGCAGCAUAACAUCAUGGUUCAAAACAGUGGAAAGGCUCUCCAAUCAAAUACUAUUAAUACACUACUAAAAACACCUUCUACUUCAGAGAAAGCUGUCUGCACUGAGCUAAAUGGUGAUGCAGCGUUCGAGUUGUCUAUGCAGUCCACUAUUAAUAGUACAGGAUUCCAUUUCUGCAUUGCAAAUGCAUUUAACAAAAGAGAAAAUGAUGAAAGGUCAAGAAAUUCCUUAAUGGCUGUGAGUGAGAAAGCAACUGAUUUAUCAGAAAUGGAUGUUGGUAUUACAAGUUCUAUAUGUGGAGCAAAUGCAAUUUCACUUAAACAUUCUCCAAUUCAGAAAGUGGACAGAUUUACACAGUAUCUUGAUGAGGACUACAUGACUACAAUAAAUAAGGACACAUUUACAGUAACCGAUGCUGUUACAUCAUCAAGAAUUGCAAAGAAAUAUAUCAAUUGUAAGUUCUGUCGUCAAACCUUCCGUCAUAUCUCUGCAUGUAUUGCUCAUCAGCGUAUUCAUACAGGUGAAAAACCUUACAGAUGUGAACUCUGUGGCAAGAAAUUUGCUCAGCUGUCCAAACUCCGAUCCCAUAGAAAUGUCCAUGUCCAGUCUAUGUCUUGGCCUUGUCCAUGCUGCAGAAAAAAAUUCUCUGAGAAAGGGGAUUUGGUAUCUCAUUUAACAACCCAUGUAAAGGACUUCAAGCAAAAUAAUGAAUCAAGUCUACAAAACAGCAAACUUGAUGCACCUUUAAAAGACUUUGCACAUAGUAAGAGGGUAAUUUUUGAGAUUUCUAACAAAUUUAACAACAGAUAUGUGCAGAAAAAUCACAAACAUGACCAGGAAAAGCUACUGUCCUGUAGGACUUGUGGAAAAGAAUUUUGGACAUCUUCACAGCUAGUAGUCCAUGAGAAGACCCACUGGCCAGUUAAACCUUAUGCUUGUUCAAUUUGUGCCAAAGGUUUUAAUCAGAUCAGGGCUCUGAAAAAGCAUUCUCAAAAACACACAGGGGAGACACCGUUCUCCUGUUCUCACUGUGGUUGUGAAUUCUCUGAUCUUCCUGCAUUGAGGGUGCAUCAAAUUUCUAAAAUAUGCAAUCAGAAGCAGAAUUUAAACAGAAAGAAUUACGACAUAAAGGGCUUUCUGGUCACUUAUGGAGUUGAUGGUCAAGUUAAUACACCAGUGUUCUUCAAGUGCCAAAUAUGCAAACAACUCUGUCAGACAUGGUGUCAAUAUACUCUUCACCUUCAAACCCACACAAAGUCUCCACCCUAUCUUUGCUUUGCUUGUGGGCAGAGCUAUGAAAAGAAUGCUGUAGUGAAUGUUCAUUGCAGGGUAUGUUGUCAGAUAAGUGGGGAGGAGGUGGCUUGUGGUUCCUCAUUUCCUGAAAUCUUGAAUAGUGACCCCAGAGAAUAUGCUUACUUGAAGGAUACUUUACAAACUGACCAGUAUUCUACAGAAGCGUCCAAAGGAAAUUCUCUGUCAAGUGCUGGCCAGUUUCAAAAGAAUUCUGAAACUUUGAGUAAUCUACCAACAGAAUACUUUGCAACUGAGUCCUCUCAGUUUGUAAAUGCUUCACAUUUGACUGAAACCGUGCAUCUGUUACCCCCAUCACCUACACCUGUGAUGACUUGUGCCUCCUUAAACAAUUCUCUGGAAUGUGUUGAAACACCAACUCUCCGGAGAUUUAAGUGCCCACAUUGUGGUCAGAGGUACAAACGAUACAGGACUUUGUCCCUUCACAUGCAAACACAUGCCCAUGCUUUUAGAUACACUUGUAGAUAUUGUGGCCAGUCUUUUGAAAGGUGGAACAAACUCUGGUUGCACCAACGAAUUCAUUGUCGAAAAGUACGUUGCUAUACUUGUUCACAGUGCAAUGUCCAAUUUCAUUUCUUUAGCACAUAUAAAAUGCACCUGCUGAGCCAUGCUGAAGAAAGACCCUAUGCUUGUUCACUUUGCCCCCAAACCUUUGCUCUAAAAGAAGGCUUGCAUGUUCACCAAUACAAUUUUCACAGACCAUCAAGAAAAUUACAAUGUGAUGUUUGUGCCAGAAGCUUUAGUAAUUUCACAAACUUGGUUAAGCACAGUCUCCUUCACAAUGGUAUUAGGUCUCACCAAUGCCUUUCAUGCAAUCUCUCAUUUGCAAAUAACAAACACCUACAGGAACAUUUGAAUACUCAUAAUAAUUCUGCCAGCCUCCUCCCUUCCAUCCCAUCUGAGCCCUUAACAUUUCUACACAAAUGUAAUAUAUGUAAGAGCAGCUUCUCAAAUGGGGAUCUACUCUAUGCUCAUCAGAUAUGUCAUACCAGAGAUUUAAAGAGACAAGAGGGUUCUACCGAAAUAAACGAAUCUACCUCAGUUGGUCUUGGAGGCGCAGAGUCUACGACUAGCAGGUCUCUCUUAUCAACUCUUAACCUUGAUGCCAUUCCAAAGGAGAGCCUUUUUAAAUACCCUCACCCAGAUAUGCUGUAUGUGUCAUCCCAUCUUUCAAGCAUGGUAAAACGCAUCCCAAUCAUUAACCUAGAUUCAGAUGGUGAGGACUACCAACAGGAAGCCAGCACUGACCCUGUUUCUCCAAACUGUAGAACUGGACAAAGCAUUUCUGGGAGUUCUCAAGAAUAUACCGAAACUGAGAAGAUGCACCAACCACAGGCUUUAAAAAAACAAGAUACUAUUCAGUUUCAGAAUGCUGGAGAGAUUCCAGUGCGUCACACAGACAUAGUAACUUAUAAUCUUCAGGACAAAGCUACUCACAACAGAACCCAAAUGAUUGAGUUUGUUGAAACAAGUGUAUUCUUGGAGGGCCCAACAACCACCGUGAAUACUGCUGAAAAUGAAAUGCAGGAUGAGACCCUUGAUUGUGCAGACUGCUCUGAAAAGUUAGACAGUGGUAUGGGAUUAUAUGAACACUAUUUACUACAUGCAUUAGGUAAUACCUCUUGUAAAAUACCUUACAGAUGUCUCUGAAAGUGGACAAGUCUUUUGACUCAUGUCAGUUUUAGUGAAGAAUUUGAACGUGAUUUUUUUUUUUUAAAUAGUUGCAUUAAGAAAUACUGUAAAAGAAUGUGAAUGAUAAGAUGUUACACAGGUGAUUUACAUAAGAUAGUCAUGUAAUAUCAUUGCAAAAGGCUAUUUUAUUUUAUAUAUUUUUUUUACUCAUUAGACAUAGUAUUAGUACAGAUUCAAGAAAGUGUUUUCGCCUUGCUGCUCCUGUGCCUUUUAUGGGAAUGUAAGUCAUAGUUACAGAUUGUUUACAAACUUUUAUCCAUUUCAUCUUGUAUACCAGAAAAGUAAUCUACAGUGUUAUGCAGACUGGCACCAGAAAUCUUAUUAGAUAAAAAGCUACCUUGUAUUUUUGGAUUUGAAUACUGUAUCAGUAAAUAAACAGACAUACUCA
Tachysurus vachellii is the source of this 5288-nucleotide messenger RNA. Its product is annotated as zinc finger protein 729. The coding region runs from base 215 to 4858 and encodes 1547 amino acids. Gene Ontology annotation, molecular function: DNA-binding transcription factor activity; sequence-specific DNA binding. Gene Ontology annotation, biological process: regulation of DNA-templated transcription. The record is from RefSeq and is a predicted model, not a curated record. Lineage: Eukaryota; Metazoa; Chordata; Actinopteri; Siluriformes; Bagridae. The transcript is spliced from 3 exons.